UCUUCAAGUAACAUAUCACUUCAUAUCAUUAAUUUUAGCGGUCAAAAAGGCUCACCUUGCUGGAUGGCGACGAUUUUUAUUCCCAUUUCACUCUAAACUUGAACUUGUUUCACCACGAACUUGACCUAGGGCAAGGCGGAAAGGAUGCCUUACGACCCGGAUCUCUACCCGGAUGAAGACCCUAUCGACAACUUCAAUUAUGAUCCUAAGGACGAUUAUGAUGAGCUGGGCGAUGACUAUGAUCCGGAUCUAGAUCCGAACCAUCAAGGGGAUUAUGACGAGGAUGUGGAUGAGUUCUACGACGCAGAAGGCGUGGAGGAUGAACCACCACUACAAGCGCCCGCCGAUGUUCCCCAGCACCCGAGGCGAGCGACGCUCUCGCCUUUGAAGCCUUCAAGAUCUGAGCGGCAUGCAACGCCAACAUCGGCAUCUGUCCGCGAUGGAACACCAAGGUCGGUCCGGGUCGCCGUUGUGCUCCCGGCAACUGUAAAGAAGGAAGCCUACAUCAGCGUCCCAGAUGUUGCAUCAGACGAGGAGGAGGAAGAUACACUGGUUGGCAAUAUUGUGACAUCGGACCUUAUGCCUCCCACUCCGAAGAGGCGGAAAAUCACAGAGCGGUCAUCAACGAAACCUUCCCCCGCUGCUGCUGCAGCCAACUAUGUGCCGCCGAAGGUGCAACCACCACCGUUUCCAGUACCAGAUAUCCCAGCACCAGCACCCCUGGUCAAUCCACCAAAGAAACGAGGACGGCCGGUUGGAUGGAGGCCUGGCUUGUCCUAUGCCGCCAUGCGAGGAAAUCCCGUGCCUCCCCCUAGACCCAAAGUUCCGAAACCACCCAAAGCGCCAGGCGAGGUCAAGCGCAGAGGUCGUCCACCCAAGAAGCCCCAUGAGUUGCCCAGAGAAAUCUUCUCCAAGCUGACACCGAGGUACAUCCGCUUCCUGUGUGAAUGGGAGGGAUGCCCGGCUGAGCUGCACAACUUUGAAACUCUACGGAAACACGUUUUGAUCGUACACGGAGAUUACAAACAACCUCGUCAACAUCAUCCAGGUUUAGCAAAAGAGCAACAAGAGCCCAAGACUUGCAAAUGGGCUUCCUGCCAGAGCAAGCGUCUCCAAUCCAAGCUUCCACCACUCGCCCUACCAACCAAAACCCACUUCGAAGCCCACGUCGACGAAUGUCACCUGAUACCCUUCCUCUGGCACGUCGGCGACGGCCCCCGCAACACCAGCAUAGAGUCUCCCCUCUCCGAGAAGCCCCUAACCAUAACAUCAGCCCUCCCACCACCACCAUCAUCGUCAUCCAUCACCUCUCACCACGCCGACACCACCACCACCAAGACACCCGUCAUCGUCAAACUCCAACCCCUACCGCCCUACCUCUUCGACGCCUCCGGCAACCAAGUAACCCCCUCCGUCCGGGACCAGCUCUACGAAAACGACGACGACAAACGCCGUCGACGCGCGCGCCUGGAGCGGGUACAUUUUCUCAGGGACGAAAACGCCGCGCCGGAGCCGGUUUACACGCAGGCCGAGCGGGACGCGAUGGAGGCGAGCUUGGCGGCCAAGAAGAAGAAGCAGGACGAGUUUUGGGAGUAUUACGAUAAGGUGAUGGGACCCGUGGUGGAGGUGACGGUGCCUGCGGACCCGGAUGCGGACCCGGAGAAUCCUUCUGGAAACCCCGGCAAGGAGGUUAAGAGGAAGAUGUUGAGUUGUGGGUGGGAUCCGACAUGGAGGGGGUUGUAUCAGGAUUGAGCUUUGAGCGGGAGGACGAAAGGGAUGAGGGAUGAGGGAUGGAGGAGGGGGGGUGGACGUGGUUCUGGUUGCGUUUGUGUUGUUGGGGUGGAAAGUGGUGGAAAAGGCACAGAGGCGUAUUGGUUGUAUACUUAUACCUACUCACCUUCUUUAUAUAACAAGCGAUAUUCAAGUAAAA
Messenger RNA from Neurospora tetraspora, 1930 nucleotides. RefSeq lists its product as uncharacterized. The transcript has 2 exons. Bases 145 to 1752 code for a protein of 535 amino acids. The record is from RefSeq and is a predicted model, not a curated record. NCBI's taxonomy places the organism in Eukaryota, Fungi, Ascomycota, Sordariomycetes, Sordariales, Sordariaceae.